Molecule: messenger RNA, 556 nt
Organism: Esox lucius (northern pike)
Lineage: Eukaryota; Metazoa; Chordata; Actinopteri; Esociformes; Esocidae
Product: hemoglobin subunit beta-like
Exons: 3
Coding region: 53-496 (147 amino acids)
Biological process (GO): oxygen transport; hydrogen peroxide catabolic process
Cellular component (GO): haptoglobin-hemoglobin complex; blood microparticle; hemoglobin complex
Molecular function (GO): oxygen binding; heme binding; organic acid binding
Source: RefSeq, a predicted model, not a curated record
GUACAUAUCAUAAUCUUGAGUGAUAGCCUAUAGCUUCCUCACAAACGUCAAAAUGGUUCAGUGGACAGACUUCGAGCGCGCAACAAUCCAGAACAUCUUCGGAAAGAUGGACUACGAGGAUGUUGGCCCUGCGGCUUUUGGCAGGUGUCUGGUCGUCUACCCCUGGACCCAGAGGUAUUUCGGUAACUUCGGAAACCUUUACAAUGCGGCUGCCAUCCAGGCAAACCCCAUGGUCGCAGCUCAUGGAAAGACUGUACUGCGUGGACUAGACAAGGCGGUAAAGAAUAUGGAUGACAUCAAGGCCACCUACGCCGAGCUGAGCGUGCUGCACUCUGAGAAAUUACACGUGGAUCCAGAUAACUUCAGGCUGCUGGCUGACUGCCUGACUAUUGUCGUUGCUUCAAGAAUGGGCUCCGACUUCACAGCUGAUGUACAGGCCGCAUUCCAGAAGUUCCUUGCCGUGGUGGUGAGCUCCCUGGGCAGACAGUACCACUAGAGUGAAAAAAAAGCUGUAUCGAUUCUGAAGGACAAAUAAAGUGCUCAAACAAAAACCUUU